Emys orbicularis (European pond turtle) is the source of this 555-nucleotide messenger RNA. RefSeq names its product NBL1, DAN family BMP antagonist (gene NBL1). The record is from RefSeq and is a predicted model, not a curated record. The transcript is spliced from 3 exons. Gene Ontology annotation, biological process: animal organ morphogenesis. Gene Ontology annotation, molecular function: receptor ligand activity; BMP binding. The coding region runs from base 19 to 555 and encodes 178 amino acids. NCBI's taxonomy places the organism in Eukaryota, Metazoa, Chordata, Testudines, Emydidae.
GUUUCGGUGGAGCUGGCCAUGAUGUUACGGUUCCUGGUGGCUGCCCUCUUCCCAGCUGUGAUCCUGGCCGCGCCGCCCCCCAUUAACAAACUGGCCCUUUUCCCAGACAAGAGCGCGUGGUGCGAGGCGAAGAACAUCACCCAGAUUGUGGGGCACAGCGGCUGCGAGUCUAAGUCCAUCCAGAACAGGGCCUGCUUGGGACAGUGCUUCAGCUACAGCGUCCCCAACACCUUCCCUCAGUCUACAGAAUCCCUGGUGCACUGUGACUCCUGCAUGCCCGCACAAUCCAUGUGGGAAAUCGUGACGCUGGAUUGCCCGGGCAACGCCGAGAUCCCCCGAGUAGACAAGCUGGUGGAGAAGAUCCUCCGCUGCAGCUGCCAGGCCUGCGGGAAGGAGCCGAGCCACGAGGGGGCGCUGUUCAACGUCUACCUGAACGCAGAGGAGAACCUGCCCGCCGAGGGCCCCAGCCCCCAUCACUACGCCCACCACCAGCAGGAGGCGGAAGAGGCUCCCGUCUCCAACCGCCACCGCGAGGAGGAGGGGGGUGAGGAGUGA